UGAGAACUCGAUUUGAGGGGCAAUCCAGCCAUUGAUUCCCCUCAUCACUAUUUGAAUCCCUUUUCUAUGUCCCCAUUUCUCUUCAAUGGCUCCUCCAACAUAUCUCCUCCUCAUCAAACGCAUCUCUCUCUUCCACAUAAACCCUAAAAGCCGCCGUCUUUUUCAGCAAUUCCUCCUAAAACCACUCUCCACUUCGUCACAGAGCAACCCUAACCUUUCCCCUGAACAAUACCACAAACCUUCCUCUCUCUCUUCUCGUCUCAGCUUCGUAUUCGAUCAAAUCGAUGCUAUUGAGAAACGUCACUCUGAGCAAGACGAAACCCUCGAGCGUAUCCGUGCCUGGCGCCAAUCCAAACAGCCAAAUCAGGCAAUAAUACCUUCGUCUUCUUCUUCUUCUUCUUCUUCUCAGCAAGAUCCAGAUCCUGGAGAAAUUGAAUCAACCGGGUCUAUUGAGGAACCGGCUGUGUCGACUGGCGAGUUGAGUAAUGGGAACAGUGUGGUUGAGUUGGUGCAUCCUUGGCCUGAGUGGAUGGAGUUUAUGGAGAUAUUGGUGAAGCAGAAUUACUUUGAUCAUCGGAGACAAAGAGACGAAGAAGACGAGAUGGUCCAUAGUUUGGGGAUGGAUGUAUCAUCGUCCAAUUUGGGAUUAGGUGGUGAAGAGAAGAAUGGUGGAGCUGCUUUGUUUCAGGAUUUCAGAGCUGUUCAAAACGCUUGUAUCAAUUUCGGAAAGGACCGUUUCGAUAUUCUGAGGUCAUUGUCGAGAAAUGACAUUCAAAUCCUUGUCGGCCAUGGAUGUCCAGCGACCGAUAGAAAAGUGGUUUUCUCCGGAAAACUACUGAGGAAGCGAGUCCAUCUCGAUGAAGGAGAUGCAAUUGAAUGUGAGCUGUUUGAUAGAUGCUUGAUGCAUAUGUCUGCAGUUCCUGCAGCUGAAGGAGAUGUCUGCAGUUCCUGCAGCUUAAGGAACUCAUGCGAAAAGGCGUUUUUGUUGACAAACAAAGAGGACGAGGCUCGAACCCUUGACCUCAUGCGCAUCUUGUUCAACUAUGGUUUCGACCCAUUGAACGGAACAGUAGCUAACAAGAGUCUCCUGAAGAAAAAGUCUGUUAAGACUGUGGUGCGUAAACUGCUGCAUGAGAUUGUCAAGCUAAGCAGUGUACCAAUAGAUCCUAAUCUUACUCCACCGGUAAUCAAGAAAGCUCCCCCUAAAGUCAAGCAGCCACCACCAACUCCUAGAAGACGCGUUGGGCGUGAUGAUAUUGAGAUGAAGAAAGGAGAUUGGCUUUGCCCAAAGUGUGAUUUCAUGAAUUUUGCAAAGAACACCAUUUGCUUACAGUGUGAUGCGAAGAGGCCAAAGAGACAGCUACUUCCAGGAGAAUGGGAAUGCCCUGAAUGCAACUUCUUGAACUAUAGGAGAAACAUGGCAUGUUUUCAUUGUGAUUGCAAGCGUCCACCUGAUGCUUUCUUAGAGAACAAAACGCUAGAAACACAUCGCUUCACUGAAUCACAAACAGAGAGGGUUGUGAAACGGGACGAUGUUUCCAAUGCUUGGAACUUUGAUUUCGACGACGAUGAAUCAGACGGUGCAGAAGUUGCAGCCUUUGAAUACGCAGAUUCCACCAGAAAGAACGAAUACCUUCCCCGGGAUGAUGGUUUGAGAGAUCCUGAAGAAGAAUUCGGCAAUCUUCCUUCAGGAGCCCGAGAAAGUUCCGAGCAUGGCAGGAGCAGAAGACCUGGUGCUGGAUUCGAUGAUUUCGACGAUGAAGAUGACAUUGAUAGCUAUGAAAUAGAUGAAACUGGAGAUAGAGAAGUCUCAGUAGCAGGUGGCCGAUCUUCUUUUGCAUCUGAAGAGUUCUCAGAGGAUGAACAGUUUCCCGAUGUACACAGAGGAGGAAGCUCAAGGCUUCACAAUGCUAGAAUCAAGCAUGACAACAGUAAAGGAGGUUUCUCUAGGGAUGAUGAGCUCGGUUUCAGUUCAGAUGAUGAGGCUUCCGUCACUCCCAGAUGGAAAUCGAGCCACGUUGCUUCGACAAAGAGAGGUCCGCCUUCGAGACAACUGAGUUUCGGGUCUGAUGAUGAUUCUGAUAUGGAGAAAAAUGGUCCCAGGUCUAGUUUAACGCGUGGCCAAAAAAACAACGGUGCUAGUGGAGGGUUCAAGGGUAAACGAAGCUCAUAUUCAGCUUCAGAAUCUGAUGAAGACAUGGAUGAUCAAGGGUACAGAGGGUCAAGUUUCUCCGGUGAUAGAUCGAGAGGAAGCAGAGGACGAAUGAGAGGUGAUUUCGAUGAUUAUAAUGACAAGGGAUCAAGUGACUUCUCGGCUAAUAGAUCAAGAGGGAGAGGAGGAAGAGCAAGAAGCAGAAGGAGUUGUUUUGGUAGUGAAGAUGAAGAUUACAGAGGCUCUAGUUCCUCGACUAGUAGAUCAAGAGGGAAUAAAGAAGAUAACGGCGGGUUUGGGGGAAGAACGGGAAGCAGAAGAGGCGGUUUCGAUGAUGAGUUUGAUAGAAAAAGCAGCGGAGGAAGAGGAGGAGGCAGUUCAUGGAGUUUCAGGGGAUCUAACCGAGGAGGAAGAGGAGGAAAGCGGAAUGGGCAUAGUGAUGGUAAAGACGCAGACUUUGGAGAUUUCAGAAACAGUAGAAGAGUUAUUGAGAGAUAGAGAUAUAAUAAACUGAUUUCCAUUUGUUGAACAGAGGUUUUUGAGACGAUGAUGAAUUGAUGAUCACUAUUCAAUUUUGUUAUAUAGUGGCAUCAGUUAUAAGAGUUUUAACUAUGUUAAGUAGUUCAAAAGCGGAAGUUGGAUUUGUCGAUAAUAUUAGAUUUAAGUGGUCCUUGAGUUUUGAUGACCUCUUCCAUUCUUUCAUAAUACUUAAAACCCUUUAGAGACACUACAAGAAAUAAAGGGAGUUAUUGUGAGAGGG
Thlaspi arvense is the source of this 2912-nucleotide messenger RNA. Lineage: Eukaryota; Viridiplantae; Streptophyta; Magnoliopsida; Brassicales; Brassicaceae. The record is from the annotation of a GenBank genome assembly.